AGUUGUUGAAUACAGAGCCAGAAAGCCAGCGUCAACCGACGACACGAAGCGCGCGAGUUGUUUAGAAGCGUGGGUGACCUGUGACGUAGACAGCAAAGUUACGUAGCUCGCGCGCGACUUGGAAGCUUGGUGAUACUCUCUAAUCGGCUAGGUAAAAUAAUUAGACGGUUUAUUUCCACGGCUAGAUAAAAAGGGGGGAAGUUCUGUGAUAGUGUUCAUAAGCUAGUGUCAGCAAUUUAGGAAAAGAGAAACAAAUUCUUUAGAGUGACGUAAAAUUCACGCAAGCAAGUUUGAAGAUGACGCAAACAACGUACAGCAAAUCUGACGUCAGCACCCUGUCGUCCCUGACCUCUUGUCUCCGUCACUGCCUUGGUCCCGCGGCCUGCCUCUUUCUCUUUCUCAUCGUCAUAUCCACAUUUGUUGAAGCCACUCCACAUUUUCUGAGCGAUGAAGAUGUCAACGACGCGAGCAUUGAGCUGCCAGAUAAAAGAUAUGCAAAACUGUCGUACUAUCGCCCCCAGCACAGUGGCUCUGGCAGACGAAGGUACGAUCACUAUGGUUACCGUAGAGGUAGUUACGGCGGUGGCAAUGGGAAGUAUGGGAAAAAAGCGGUAUCCAGAUACAGCAUGCCCUGGGAGAAUCUGCCCAACACGAACUGCCUUCGGAAGUUCUGCCGGAGUGACGACGAUUGCUGCAGACGAUACUCCAAGUGCAACGAGCAGGCCCGCAUCUGCUACGACUGUUGGUACGGCCACCCCUGCCAGACGAACCAGGACUGCUGCGAGAAGUUCCCAUAUUGCAACACGGUGCUCAACACGUGCAGCAAAUAAAGAUGGCGUCGGCCUGCUAGGCAGCUUCAGACUUGUAGCUUUAUUUGUGUGACUUAUAUAUUCAAGAUUAAUAAAUAUAAACGUGUAAUAAUUUAAAGUUUGUCUCAAAUCAAAGAAAUGUUCGCGGAAAAUAUUUAAAUACCGUUUUAUUGCUUCUCGGAUUAUUAUAGAAAUUGAUAACAAUGGAUUAAAGUAGGCGUAUAAAAAUGUAAUCAUGCUAACCCCCAUCGCUUAGUUCAGUUUACUUUAAUAUGUAUUGGUAACUACACUAACAGUUAAAUAUGUAUUGGUAAAUAUAUCUUGAAUAAAUCAAAGAUUC
Molecule: messenger RNA, 1149 nt
Organism: Physella acuta
Lineage: Eukaryota; Metazoa; Mollusca; Gastropoda; Physidae
Source: RefSeq, a predicted model, not a curated record